This is a messenger RNA of Chondrus crispus (carragheen), 570 nucleotides long. RefSeq lists its product as hypothetical. The transcript is spliced from 2 exons. Bases 1 to 570 code for a protein of 189 amino acids. Lineage: Eukaryota; Rhodophyta; Florideophyceae; Gigartinales; Gigartinaceae. The record is from RefSeq and is a predicted model, not a curated record.
AUGCCAACUGUCAAUUCGAGAGAGCCGCUGCAGUCGCUGUUUAAUGCUGGUGCUGGAACCGGCACCAGGGGCCGCCCUGGACAAUUCUUUUGCGGCAUUGCCUUCUCCCUUACCCGUUUUGUGAUUUUCGCAUUGCGCUCGUGGUCUGCUUUCAUUCUCCCAGCUUUCUCCGCCCUCUGUUCGGGCUGCCCAUGUUCCUUCUCUUUUUCUCCUUAUCUGCACUCGCGAAUUCCCCAAUUCUGCCUUUCGGGUGCGGGGAGAAGGCGGAGAAGCCGACGUGGCGCCGCCGUAUGGAGCCCAGUGCGGGGGGCGGAAAGUGCAAACGUAUUCACAGCGGUCGCACAAGUGGACGUCCGGGCAAUACAGGGCAGUAGGUCAUGCGUGCACACUCCUGUCUCAUCGUUGCCGCAGCCGACUGUGCCGAUUUGCCCCCUUACAAAAAGCAGAAUGAAUCAACUGCAAAAUCACGGAGGUGCCAGUGCACAUCGGGGCCAACACGUUGUGGAAUCAUUUGCAGAAACAGAGACUCAUAAACGAAAGUUAAAGUUAGCAUUGGACACAGGUCUGUGA